Rotaria socialis is the source of this 489-nucleotide messenger RNA. The record is from the annotation of a GenBank genome assembly. NCBI's taxonomy places the organism in Eukaryota, Metazoa, Rotifera, Eurotatoria, Philodinida, Philodinidae.
AUGUCCGGGAAUAAGAAAUCAACGACAACAAUAUCAGCCAAUAAAAAACGUGAAGAAAUAUCAAAUAAAACAUAUACAGUUGAACGCUUACUUAAACAUCGUAAAAGAAAAGGCUCUGUUGAAUACUUGGUAAAAUGGAAACACUAUGAUAAGAGUCACAAUUCUUGGGAACCUGCAGGAAAUAUUCUUGAUAAGUCUCUUAUUGAUAGUUAUAAAAAACAAACAAAAUCUUCAUCUCGACGUACUUUAUCACCAAAAAAAUCUGUACGAAAUCAAAACGAUGAAUUAUCACCCACGAAAAAUGAGUCUGUUAAUAAUUCUGAUGAACAAUUAGAAAAAGAAGAUGAUAAUUAUAAUAAACAAGAAAAAAUGAUGAAUUCAACUACGAUUGAUUAUUGGUAUCCACCUAUAUGUAACAAAAAAGCAAAAAUUGCAAUAACAGAUGUAACAUCGGAUAAUGUUACAAUUACAUUUCGAGAAUUAAUUUGA